GUGCUGUGGAGAGAGCGUCGUUACUUCCUUCACCUUCUCUUCGGUUGCUAGGAGGGGUCCUGGCUCAGGUUUCUCGGGACAGGCAAAAAUGGCUGCGGCAACUCAGAAGUAUUUCCUGGAAGGGCAGACCUACUCAGUUCCCCUCAUCCAGCCUGACCUCCGUCGAGAAGAAGCUAUUCAUCAGAUAGCAGAUGCACUUCAAUACUUGCAGAAAGUUUCAGGCGAUAUCUUCAACAGGAUUUCCCAACAAGUGGAAGCCAGCCGGGCACAGCUGCGGGCGAUCGAUGAGAGAGUCACUCUUGCUCAAGCCAAAAUUGAGAAGAUAAAGGGCAGCAAGAAGGCGAUCAAGGUGUUCUCCAGUUCAAAAUACCCUGCUCCAGAGCGGCUGCAAGAGUAUUCCUCCAUUUUUGCUGGCGCCAGGGAUCCAGAUGCACAGAAACGGCCGAGGCGCAAGAUUCAGAGCAAACACCGAGCGUUCGAUGAAAAAUCCCUGCAGGAGAAGUUGAAGUACUUCCCAGUUUGCGUCAGCGCAAAAAUCCAUCAGGAAGACGAUGCGGAAGAAGGUCUCGGCAGCCUCCCCGGGAACAUUAGUUCUCUGAGCUCUCUGCUGCUCUUCAAUACCACCGAAAACCUCUAUAAGAAGUAUGUUUUCCUUGACCCCCUGGCCGGAGCAGUGACCAAGACCCACGUGGCUCUGUCCAGCGAAACAGAAGAGAAGCUCUUUGAUGCCCCCCUCUCUAUCACCAAGAGGGGGCAGCUGGAUCAGCAGGUGACUGAAAAUUACUUCUACGUGCCGGAUCUGGGGCAGGUGCCCGAGAUAGACGUGCCGUCCUACCUGCCUGACCUGCCGGGCAUUGCCGCCGAUCUCAUGUACAGUGCUGACCUUGGGCCUGGCAUUGCCCCUUCUGCUCCUGGCACUGCCAUACCGGACCUGCCCACCUUCAACACAGAGUCCACAGAACCCUUUCGGCCAGAUAUUCAGAAGGAUCCAGACCUCCCACCGCCCCCUCCUCCUCCUCCACCCCCACCCCCACUUGAACUGCCAGUUAAUCCACCCCCACCCCCUCCUCUUCCUCUGGACCAACCUAAGACUCGAGUGAGUGGAGAGGAAAGCAGUGUGGGGCCAUCAGUUCCUGUUCAGGGGGCACCCAAGGAAGUGGUAGACCCAUCAAACGGCCGGGCCACCCUUCUAGAAUCCAUCCGCCAGGCUGGUGGCAUUGGGAAGGCCAAGCUCCGGAGCGUCAAAGAGCGGAAGAUGGAGAAGAAAAAGCAGAAGGAGCAAGAACAAGUGGGAGCUAAAGGGCAGGGCGGAGACCUGAUGUCCGAUCUUUUCAACAAACUGGUCCUCCGGCGCAAAGGUAUCUCCGGCAAAGGGCCUGCGGCCGGAGGGGAUAGCAACGCCCCCAACGUGCCGGCAGGCGCCUUUGGCCGCAUCUCGGACACGAUUCCACCCCUGCCGCCUCCGCAACAGCCGGCUGGCGAAGACGAGGAAGAUGACUGGGAGUCCUAGAUGGCUCCAUUCCUGUGGGGUGGGCUCACUCCCACGUUGCCAAGCCGUGGCGGCUCCCAGAUUGAAGGAAGCGCCUGAAGAGGCAAGCUGUGGAGGACGCUCGUCCAGCAGAGACAGCCUGCGCUGCUUGUCUCUUCCACCUCCCCUCCCCCUGCUCUGGCUUCUUUCCAACUCCUGCUGUGUGUACUUAUGAAGAUGACUACUUCUCGGCUUGCCUUUCUCCUCCAGCCCACCCAGGUGAAUGAUCUCCUGUCUGCGUACUCCGCAGCAUCUGCUGCUGCUGGGCGCUCAAAGAUGAUCAAAGCGGCUUCUCUGUGUGUGAGAGAGAGAGAGAGAAGAGCCCCGUCUAGUCUCAUGUCCUACGUGAAGCUCACCAAGGCAGCUCUGGCCAGCAACCACAGCAUCUGCCUCUUUCCGUAGGACUUGGCCUUGGGAGCUUGGUGGGGAAGGAACUGAGCUUCAGGGACGCACAAGCGUUGCUGAGCGAGGCCUCCGCGUCCUUCCUCUCAGCCCAAUUCUCACUUCUUCUUUUUUUUGCGUAGAGGAAGCUCUGUGAGGCAGAGCGCUCAGCUGUCAAAUGCUAGUGGCUGACUGAUUGGGGAAAUAAAAUAAAAUAACCACCGGUGACGUCU
Molecule: messenger RNA, 2142 nt
Organism: Elgaria multicarinata webbii
Lineage: Eukaryota; Metazoa; Chordata; Lepidosauria; Squamata; Anguidae
Gene: WASHC1
Product: WASH complex subunit 1
Exons: 11
Coding region: 89-1510 (473 amino acids)
Biological process (GO): Arp2/3 complex-mediated actin nucleation; retrograde transport, endosome to Golgi; endocytic recycling
Cellular component (GO): WASH complex; early endosome; recycling endosome
Molecular function (GO): gamma-tubulin binding; alpha-tubulin binding; actin binding
Source: RefSeq, a predicted model, not a curated record